Molecule: messenger RNA, 718 nt
Organism: Panicum virgatum (switchgrass)
Lineage: Eukaryota; Viridiplantae; Streptophyta; Magnoliopsida; Poales; Poaceae
Exons: 2
Coding region: 230-616 (128 amino acids)
Source: RefSeq, a predicted model, not a curated record
UAGAGAAUUUUUGGAUGAGGAGAAAAUCAAACACGGCCCCUCAACAAGUUUAACACCUUCUACCAUAGAGAAGUUGAUUAAUGUGCACUUUCCUGAUUGGUUGGAACAAAAGGUUAUACUUGAUGCUGGUUCAGGGAUCACUGAAAAGAUUAGAGCAUUGGCUGGAAAACCGAGCAAAUGUGGUGUGCGGUACAGUGGUUAUAUUGUUAAUGGUUUCAGGUUCCACACAAUGAGUCGUGAUGCUGGGCGCUUGACACAAAACAGUGGCAUAGUGAAUAUUGCAGAAGAUGGAGUUAACUAUUAUGGCAGACUAUCAGAUAUAAUAGAAUUAUCGUACAUAGAAUACAAGGUAGUGCUUUUUAAAUGUGACUGGUAUGAUGUCCAUCACCGUGUUGGUUUACAAAAAGAUGAUUUUGGAUUCACUCUUGUGAAUUUCUCUCGAAAAAUACAUACUGGAAAAAAGAUGGAGCAUGAUCCAUUUGUAUUUUCUUCACAAGUGGAGCAAGUUUUCUAUGUUGAAGACCCGAAAGCUAAAGGAUGGAAUGUGGUGGUGAGAGUAAAGCCACGAGAUCUUUUUGACAUGGGUGAUGAACUAUCAUCAGAUGGAACAGAUUAAAUGAGCCUGUGCUUUUAGUUCCUUUUAGGCUCCUAGAAUGAAUAAUUUGAGCAUUUUUCUUUUGAUUUGGCAAAGAAUUUCAGCAUGUUAAAGACAUGCAUG